ACCAAGAAGAAGAAGAAAAAGUCUCCUCGCUGCCUCCAGGAAAAAGAAAAAAAAGAUGGCAGCUGUUGACGUCGACGUGCCGGUGGAAACAGAACCUGUGAUCUGCAACCAAGAAGACCUGGAGAGUCAGGCAGAAGGAUUCAAAGAGCAAGGAAAUGUGUUCUAUAGUAAGAAAGAUUACACUGAGGCUUUCAACUAUUACACCAAGGCCAUCGAUGCCUGUCCUAAAAACGCCAGUUAUUAUGGAAACAGGGCAGCUACUCUCAUGAUGCUUUGCCGCUUUCGAGAGGCCCUGGAAGAUUCCCAGCAGGCUGUGCGGUUAGAUGACUGUUUCAUGAAGGGUCAUCUGCGUGAGGGCAAAUGCCACCUGUCUUUGGGAAAUGCCAUGGCUGCCGGUCGCUGUUUUCGGAAGGUUCUGGAGCUGGAGCCCAGUAAUAGAGAGGCAGAGCAGGAGACUAAGAAUGCAGCCACACUGCUGGAAUACGAGCAAAUGGCGGACUUUGGCUUUGAAAAGCGAGAUUUCAGAAAGGUUGUCUACUGUAUGGACCGGGCUCUAGGAUUGGCUUCUGCCUGCCACCGCUUCAAAAUCCUCAAGGCUGAGUGUCUGGCUCUGCUGGGGCGUUAUCCAGAAGCUCAGUCUGUAGCAAGUGAUAUUCUGCGGAUGGAUUCCACCAAUGCAGAUGCUCUAUAUGUCCGAGGACUGUGUCUGUACUAUGAAGACUGCAUUGAUAAAGCUGUGCAGUUCUUUGUCCAGGCUUUACGAAUGGCACCUGACCAUGAAAAGGCUCGACAAGCUUGCAGAAAUGCCAAGGCCUUAAAAGCCAAGAAAGAAGAGGGCAACAAGGCAUUUAAGAACAGCAACUAUGAAGCUGCCUAUCAUUUGUACACCGAGGCACUGAGGAUAGACCCCAACAACAUCAAGACGAAUGCCAAACUUUUCUGCAACAGAGCCACAGCAGGAGCAAAGCUGAAAAAGAUUAAUCAAGCUAUUGGCGACUGCACCAACGCAAUCAAGCUAGAUGAGACUUACAUUAAAGCCUACUUGAGACGAGCCCAGUGUUACAUGGACACAGAGCAGUUUGAAGAGGCCGUACGGGACUAUGAAAAGGUGUACCAGACAGAAAAGACUACAGAUCACAAACACCUGCUGAAGGCUGCACAGCUGGAGCUGAAAAAGAGCAAGAAAAAAGAUUACUACAAAGUGCUGGGAGUGGGGAAAAAUGCCACUGAUGACGAGAUUAAAAAAGCCUAUCGCAAACGGGCCCUUAUGCACCAUCCAGACCGUCACAGUGCAGCAGCUCCAGAGGUGCAGAAGGAGGAGGAAAAGAAAUUCAAAGAAGUUGGCGAGGCGUUCACUGUGCUCUCUGACCCAAAGAAGAAAGUUCGUUAUGACAACGGGCAUGACCUAGAUGAAGACGGAGGCUUUGGUGGUGGAGAUUUCGAUGCAAACAACAUCUUCAGGGCUUUUUUUGGUGGCCACAGUGGUGGAUUUACUUUUGACACUGGUUCAGAUGCUGGUCCUGGAAAUUUCUUCUUCCAGUUUGGCUAAAGCAAAGGCAUGUGCGGCCCAGUGCAACCCUGCAAUGGAUGAAACAAGUUGGAACCCCAGUUGCCACAUCCUGCUGCUGUGUCCAGCAAAAAACAAAAAAUCCCCCCAAUUCUUUUUAAAGAGGGUUUUAUUUUAUUCACUCCGCAAGUCUCUACAUCAGCAGUAACAGACACUGUUUAAAAACCAGUUCAGAGGUUAUAUUCAUGAUGUAAUAUUGUACAUAGAUUUUUUUUUUAACUUUUACUUUAAAGGGGUGACGCUUUGUCUUAAAAGCAUACCCCCUAUUGCCAAAAAAGAGCUGUGUAAUAACUGAAAAAUUGAAAUCUCUACCUAUAAACUGCCACUGUUAGUCCCUGUCCCCUUUUUUAAGGUAAUUGAUAGCAAGGAAAGUUUUGGAAAUACAAGCAUAUUUGACAAGAAAUGCACAGUGUUGUAACAUACUGGGACAGCAUGUCUGUAGACCACCAAUUAGUGGCUGUUAAAUAUCCAGACCGACGUCAGGACAGCUUGUUGAGGGCCGCAAGCUGUGUGUUUCUCCUGUGUUUGUCUAUAUUUUAUUGGUGCACUUGCCAAGUCUAGAACCAAUCUGCAGGGUUUUUGUUUUGUACAGUGCAUUGUACAUUUGACUUGAAUGUAGAGCAUCAUUAGUGUCUAUAAAGUCUCUUUUGGUCUAUUGUAUUUAUAUUUAUUGUACUGUAUAUUCUUAACAGUAUGCAACCAAAUGCCCAUGUAUAAAUAUUUUCCCUACUGCUG
Molecule: messenger RNA, 2302 nt
Organism: Thalassophryne amazonica
Lineage: Eukaryota; Metazoa; Chordata; Actinopteri; Batrachoidiformes; Batrachoididae
Product: dnaJ homolog subfamily C member 7-like
Exons: 14
Coding region: 56-1549 (497 amino acids)
Molecular function (GO): protein binding
Source: RefSeq, a predicted model, not a curated record